Nymphalis io (European peacock) is the source of this 2079-nucleotide messenger RNA. RefSeq lists its product as uncharacterized. Lineage: Eukaryota; Metazoa; Arthropoda; Insecta; Lepidoptera; Nymphalidae. Bases 132 to 1769 code for a protein of 545 amino acids. The transcript has 8 exons. The record is from RefSeq and is a predicted model, not a curated record.
UUGAAAUGGACAGAUCUAUGUGAUUAAGUACUGAUUGAUUUCACCGGCUGCUGAUAAUGAUUUCUCAAAGGUCAAUGACAUUCAAACAAAGUGAAUUUAGCAACAUUUAAGGGUUUUGAAGGGUACAAAUAAUGUUGCACAGAACAUCUUCUUCGCGACGGCGCCGAGCGUCUCGCAGUGCUGCAACUUCUCCUCAAACUAGAUCUCCAAGACCUUCAGCUCAAUCUUCUCGUCGAGCUUCUUUGGCAACAACUGAAACUGACGAUGAACUAGAACAACCGCCACAAAGAAGUCCCCGAGCAAGCUUAGCACCAGAUGCGGCACUAGAAAUAUACCAUCGAAGUCCCCGUCACUCCCUCGUACCAGAGACAAGAUCGGCAAGGAACUCCAUUACGCCAGAAACAGCAUUAACAAGAAACACUUUGGCACCUUCUAGAAAUAAUUUAAGCGUAGAACAAGCUUACGGAUCACGAUUAAGUUUAAACCCGCAGGAUUUUAAUAGAAGUCCAAGAAAUAGUUUAACCCCUGAUAUAUCAGCUAGGAGUCCUAGAAGGAGCUUGGUUCCAGAUGGAACGUCAUGGAAUCAACCGCGAAAUUCUUUAGUUCCAGAUGUUGGACGUAGUCCUCGACAUUCAGUUGCCAGUAUACAAAUUGACCCCGCUCGGGCUCAAAAAGAAAUAGGACCAAGUUCUCGAACUAGUCCCAGAGGAAGUGUAAUUCCAGAGACGUUCAAAAAGGAAUUUUCCGAUUUAAACAGAAGUCCAAGGGGUUCGUUAAUUCCAGAUUCACAGAGAAGUCCAAGGGGAUCGUUAAUUCCAGAUUCACAGAGAAGUCCAAGAGGGAGUAUUGCUCUUUCGGAGAGGAGUGCGAGAGGAAGUCUAGUCGCUGGUGAUGUGGAAGCUGCUAGGGCCAGCCCAAGAGGAAGUCUCACACUAACUUUUCAAGAGCCUCUGGUAUCUAAAGAACGACGAGCUAGUGAAGACAGUCAGUGUGCUGGUAUUAGAGGACGCAGUGUGUCACCAUAUCGGGCAUCGUUGGGCGGUCGGCAAAGUGGAACUGCGGCUUUAUCUGACACUGGUUCCCGGCGAGCAUCAAGUUCUGUUAGUCAAGUAUCUGGCGAUGAGCAACGACGACUAUGCGGAGAACAUGCUAAAUACACUGAAAGAAGUGGUCUGGGGCUGGGCGUUGGUCUCACAACGUAUGGUUCUGUUGCUUAUCAGCUCAAAGAUGCAAAUAUGGAGGCAACGGGUACAAUUGACUUCAUUUGCAGAGCUGUCAAGAUUAUGAACAGAACAAUUGUGAUGACCGUUUUCCUGGCCAUCCUUUCAACCUUGCCGGUGAUCAUGUUAAUAAUGGGUGUUCAGUACAUUCGUGACUGUCCAGCCGAGCCUCGAAUACCAGUGUAUAUGGUCGUUGGUGGUACCGCUGGAGGUGUUGGCAUUUACUGGCUGCUGUGGGCUCAACUUGCCAGCAGGAGCUCCACUUCGACUGCUAGCGUGCCCGAGCUAAUACUCGCUUACACCCUGACUCUAUUUCUUAUAAGCUGGUUCGGAUUUGGGAACUACUGGAUACUUAACACGAUGUGGCCAGAUUUUACACCAACUCUAUUUGAACCCAACAAAUGGUGCCACCGCACUCUUUACGUGUUUGCUUUGACUCAGCUGGGCUUGGUGUGGGGUGUGAUUGCACUAAUAUUGCUGAUCAUGUCAGCUCUGGUGAUCUGUCAAGUAUUCGGCUGUGGUUGGCUAGGACCACCGAGAUACAAGUAGCAACGGCGCAGUGUCGUGCUUGAGCUGUGGCACAGAAAUAUCAACAACACGAUGGACGUUGCUGGCGCACUUCUACCAUUCACCCAAGUCGUCCGCCCUGAACUAACUAUCCACGUUCAGGAAGUCCUUACUCAGGCCGAAAAGGAUACACCGGACACUAAAUUGAAUAUUCCAGAGAUAAACGAACCAGACAAGAGUGACGACGAAGGUUCUAAAAAUGAUGUCAAAAAUGGUAGUAGACGAAAUAGUGUUAGCCAAGCCUGAUGGUUGUUGGUCAUGCUGCCGCCGCACGGCAAAAAGCACGUGCACU